AAUCACAAAGCCUGCACACAGAAUCAACAUAGUACAUCCAUCUCACUAUGCCUUCCACAAGAAUUCUCUUGAAAUGUUUGGUUCUUGGCUGUUUCAACGCCAAUCAAUCUAAAUCCUUGUGCUCUGCUAAUAAUCAUAGUCAUAAUCAUCGUCAUAGGAAUAAGUGCUUGGCCUCCAGAAAGGUGAUGAGCUCGAGAAGGCUGUCUCUCUCUGAUUUGAGCGAUUCUUCUUCGCUCUCUAUCAUGAGCGAUCUCUCCAACUCUGUUCUCGCUUCAAAUCUUCAUAUCUUCACCCUCAAGGAGCUCAAGGAGAUCACCCACAAUUUCUGCAAAUCCAGUGUUCUUGGUGAAGGAGGGUUUGGCAAAGUUUAUAAAGGCUUCAUUGAUGAUAAGCUUAGGCCUGGUCUGGAAGCUCAGGUUGUAGCGGUUAAAGUUCUGGACUCAGAUAGCAAACAAGGACACAGAGAGUGGUUGGCCGAAGUAAUCUUUCUGGGGCAAUUGAAGCAUCCCCAUCUGGUGAACUUGAUUGGAUAUUGCUGUGAAGAUGAACACAGACUUCUGGUUUACGAAUACAUGGAGAGAGGAAAUCUAGAGAACAAGCUUUUCAAGGGUUACUUAGCAGCCUUGCCUUGGCUCACAAGAAUCAAAAUAGCCAUUGGGGCUGCAAAAGGACUUGCUUUCCUUCACGAAGAAGACCAACCUGUCAUCUACAGGGACGUCAAAGCCUCAAACAUCUUAUUAGACGCAGAUUACAAUGCCAAGCUCUCUGAUUUUGGUCUUGCCAUUGAUGGCCCAGAAGAAGAUCAAGUUCAUAUCACCACCCGAGUAAUGGGUACUCAUGGUUAUGCUGCUCCUGAGUACAUAACUUCUGGGCAUUUGACAACCAUGAGCGAUGUCUAUAGUUUCGGGGUGGUUCUGUUAGAGCUGAUUACAGGAAAGAGAUCUGUGGAUAAGAACCGUCCAAUCAGAGAGCAGGAUUUGGUGGAAUGGGCAAGGCCAUUGUUAAAAGACCCUAAUAAGCUUGAAAGAAUAAUGGACCCAAGACUAGAAGGUCAAUACUCUUAUGAAGGGGCUAGAAAAAUGGCGUAUCUGGCUCACCAAUGUCUGAGCCAACAACCCAAGUCUAGACCCUCCAUGCGAGCCGUGGUAAAGACGUUGGAACCACUCAUGAACCUAACUGAUAUACCAGUGGGAUGCUUUGUCUAUGUGGUCCCCAACGAAGGAACUGAAAAAAUUAAACCAGUUCAAUGUGGGGAUAGUCAGAUUGGAAGAAAUGGGAAUGAAUGUGAACAGAAGAAGAAGGAAGACAUGGAGCAGACGAAGAAGAAGAAGAAGAUGGAGGAUGUUCACGGAAAUCGAAAAGGUCAAAGAAGAAGACGUCAGAUUAAACUGCUGAGAUCAUCUGGUUCUGUUCAUUCAGACACUGCUCUGUACAAAGUCCUUGGCACUAACCUUUACUCUCCAAAGCAAGAACCAUAAUUUCAAGCAAACAGCCAUAAAAAGUAUACGGUUCAUCCUCAGUUUCUCAUCAUUUUUACUCAGAAAGUGUAGAGGUAGAACAAGAAUAGAAAAAAGAAACAGAGAUAGAAAGAGAGUCAUAGUGCACAUCAAGUAUACAGUUGUUUUUUUUUUUUUUGCCUCUGUUUUGAUGGCAAAUGUUCAGAAAUUCCAAUGUAUUUUUUCGUAGUGGGGAAAAACUUUAGGUGUUAGAUAGGUUUGUUCUUUUAUUUUAAAGAUUGUAAUUUU
This is a messenger RNA of Neltuma alba, 1745 nucleotides long. RefSeq names its product putative receptor-like protein kinase At1g72540. Lineage: Eukaryota; Viridiplantae; Streptophyta; Magnoliopsida; Fabales; Fabaceae. Gene Ontology annotation, biological process: protein phosphorylation. The record is from RefSeq and is a predicted model, not a curated record. The transcript has 5 exons. Gene Ontology annotation, molecular function: protein kinase activity; ATP binding. Bases 48 to 1478 code for a protein of 476 amino acids.